AUGCUUGAUCGAAGUUCAGAUAUCUUACAGAAUUCAGCUUCCAAAUUGCAGCAAUCAUCUCAUCCAUCACCUCCCAGUCUUCCUGGUGCCCCUUUAUCCGAAGAACAACUGCAAUAUCAACAACAGAGACAUCAAAAUGGUCAAGUCUUGAAGCCAAAGUCAAAACGCUCAUCUAAGGGAAGAGUCUUCCAGUGUACUGGUUAUCCCGGUUGUAAUAUGUCAUUCACUAGAUCUGAACAUUUGGCUAGACAUAAAAGAAAGCAUACUGGGGAAAGACCCUUCACUUGUCCUUAUUGUUCCAAAAACUUCUCUAGACUAGACAACUUGAGACAACAUAAACAAACGGUUCAUGCUUAUGAAUCAUUUGUUAAGAAAGAAGACGAAAAUAGUCAUAGUCACAACGGAAACUCCAACCCUGUAACUCCCAGCAAUGCUAUGUUUCAUCAACAACAACAUCUUCAUCCACAUACUCAUCAACAUCAGCAUCAGCAUCAACACCAUCCUCAUCACGCUAUUCACUCAGCACCUCAAAGUGCUUCAGUUUCUUCAGCAACAGUCUCAUCUACAACAUCAUCUAUGAUCUCACCUCCAAAUCUGCAAUCUCCUCACUACCACCUACGUCCUUAUUCAUCAUAUGAUCAAUCGUCUACAACAUCAAAUGGCUCUAAUGCAUCUACAGGUAAUGGUUCAACUGGCAUGCCAUUAUUGAAAUUACCAAAUCAUGAAUUCAAACCAAAAAGAAGGCCAAGACCUUUAUCCUUACUGCACUCGUUUGUUAAAGAUUCAACUGAUUCAAAAGAUGCAACAACACCAAUAAUUUUGAGUGGUGAUUUGAAAUCAGCACCAAUAUCAUAUCAUGAUGGUCAAUCAGGAAAUGGUACACCAUCAUCAGCUACGUCAACUUUUUAUUCAUAUCCUCCAUUAUCAGCAAGCGCUGCAUAUCCUCCCAAAUCAUUGAUCUCAUUAACACCCAACUUGGUAAGUCCUUUAUCCCCAUUAUUCCAUCAAUCAUUUAGUCAAACAAUCAAGGGUUCAUCUACCAGCAGUACUUCUCCAUCCUUAUUACAUCCAUCUUCUAUACCACAUCAUAUUCAUCCUCAAUCCCACCAUUUUUCCUUGCCACAUCACCAACUACAAGGCCCAACCUCUACUAGCAACAGUGGUUCGACCAUCACGCACAGUAUGUUGCCACCAAUCGCUCAAGUUAGGCAGCAACAAAAAUCACCGCAGAGUAAAGAGACUUCCAAAUUAUGGUUAAAGGGGGUAUUAAACAACGAAAGCAAUACUUCUUCCGAAACUAUAACUGCAACUACAUUACCUAUAAUACCAUCGGUAUCUGCAGCCAGUCCAUCGUUAUCUUCAGAUUCAUCAUCGUCAAGUAUAACAGAUGCUCCUUCUAUUGAAAAUAACGAAACUGGAGGUGAAGCUGUUGCUACGAAUUCUUCUGUUAGUGAUUUAACAAAGGAAGAACCCAAACAACUAUCUAAGAAGCCAACCAUAAACAGUCUAUUAUCACCUAAUUAA
Molecule: messenger RNA, 1524 nt
Organism: Scheffersomyces amazonensis
Lineage: Eukaryota; Fungi; Ascomycota; Pichiomycetes; Serinales; Debaryomycetaceae
Gene: BCR1
Product: transcription factor BCR1
Exons: 1
Coding region: 1-1524 (507 amino acids)
Biological process (GO): regulation of transcription by RNA polymerase II
Molecular function (GO): DNA-binding transcription factor activity, RNA polymerase II-specific; RNA polymerase II cis-regulatory region sequence-specific DNA binding
Source: RefSeq, a predicted model, not a curated record